Messenger RNA from Puccinia graminis f. sp. tritici CRL 75-36-700-3, 1691 nucleotides. RefSeq lists its product as uncharacterized. Gene Ontology annotation, biological process: phosphatidic acid biosynthetic process. Gene Ontology annotation, cellular component: membrane; endoplasmic reticulum. The coding region runs from base 266 to 1297 and encodes 343 amino acids. Gene Ontology annotation, molecular function: 1-acylglycerol-3-phosphate O-acyltransferase activity. The transcript is spliced from 5 exons. NCBI's taxonomy places the organism in Eukaryota, Fungi, Basidiomycota, Pucciniomycetes, Pucciniales, Pucciniaceae. The record is from RefSeq and is a predicted model, not a curated record.
UUUACAUAACUGCGCCAGAUUUGUAGCUUCUGAUUAAUUUCCCCAGACUACCUUCUAAUUAAUUUCCCCAGAGUCAAGCUAAAAAAAAAAAAAAAGAACCACACAAUAUUUCCGAGACGGUCGAUUCCUUUGAAGAAGAAGAAGAACAACAUUGCUUGGUAUCAGCUUUAGUUUUACCCACUGCAUAACCAUAUCCAAUCAUCCGGCUUUGAAUUCUACAUAGAGUGAAUUUCAAAGCGAACAGAAGUUCAAUCAUCAAAAUCGGAUGGCCAAUUGUUGGCAGCUUAUACCGCCCAGUCUGAUAAUUGUCUAUCUGGCGAUCUCCUUCCUCCCACCGACGAUGGUCAGCUUCCUCUCGCGGUACAGCGGCCUCAGCAACCUCCUCCAACUAUCCCAACACCACCAACAACAGCCACAACAGACGAUGGUCGCCGGAGCUCAACCGUCGAGCGGCCGUCUGAGCACGACGCUGGGCUUGGUCCUCGGCCCUCUGCUACUCUCCAGUCCGUUCAGUGUCCGGUCUCGAUACUAUCUGCGGAUGGUCGUCUACGUCAUCGGCCUCGCCAUCGGCUCCUUCACCGGCGUCCUCGCCGGCCUCGUCGUCCCCAUCGUCAGACCCAGCUGGAGGAAAAACAUCCAGUGGCUCGUCGCACGCACCUUCUAUAACCUCGUCGGUCCUAUCAUCGGCUGGGAAUUCAUCGUCGAGGGCGAGGAGUAUCUCGAGCCUUGUUAUCGCGGCCAAUCCCAUGUCUUGGUCGGAAAUCAUCAAAGCAUGAUUGAUAUCUUAUACCUAGGAAGAAUCUUCCCCAAAACAUGCGUAGUCAUGGCCAAAAAAGAGCUCAAAUACACCCCGCUUCUAGGUCAAUAUAUGGCCCUGUCUAGGGCGGUCUUCGUCGAUCGUCAUAAUCGGACUACCGCUCUAGAAACGUUCCAGAAAGUCGGGGCAGAUAUGAAGAAAUAUGGCUUAAAUCUAUUCAUAUUUCCAGAGGGGACGAGAUCAAAUACGACGAAGCCGAGUCUGUUACCGUUCAAGAAGGGAGCGUUCCACCUGUCGAUCCAAUCGCAGCUGCCGAUCAUCCCGAUCGUGUGUGAGAACUACUCGAGUCUGUACGGCUCCAAGGCCUCGAAAUUCGAGCGGGGCCGGCCGAUCCUGAAAGUCUUGAAGCCCAUCCAUCCCAGCCCCGGCCAAUCCCCCGAAGAGCUCCUCAACAUCGUCAGAGAACAGAUGUUGCGUGCCUUGGUCGAGUUGAGUCAGCGGCCUGGUUCCGUCAGUAGUGCCUGCUCCCGCUCCGAUUAAGAACCUAUUCAUGUUUUUCUCCUUAUCGUUUUUGUUUGCUCUUGGUGAUAGAAUAAAGCGUUGAACCCUCUCUCUCUCUAUAUAUAUAUAUAAUUUCCUCAAUUUUAUAUCAUCUUCUCAUAUACAUAAGUCUUUCUUUGAUUUCACUGUAUUCUUUUGUAUGUCUUCUCCCAUGCAGAAAAAACAAAAGCAAAAAGACUACGUUCUUCUUCUUCCCCCAUAAUAUUAUCCAUCUGUUUCUUGUGAUUGAUUUUUGGUCCAAAUGGUAUUUUGUUCAAAGCUGUCUUGGUCUAUGUAUAUAUCUUGAACGAUAAACUCUUGAAGCUAUCUUUAUAUUACUUGUGUAUCUAUUUUUAAAAUUGACUGAAAUUCGUAAUAGAUUUUGUUUACCUUA